CUGCUAAGCCAAGGUUACUACUGCUGUAUUGUACACGCAACGCAAUCGCGACCAGACCCCAGCAGCCCAAAACCAAUUCACUACCUAUCGAAUUGAAGCCAGUGGGCAAUUUUGCUAUUGUCACAACCGCUACUGGCGGCGAUGUUUACGCAGUCCUGCACCACGAAGAAUCCUUUCUCUUUUCCUGUUUUCAUGCUGGAUUAGCUCUGCAUACUGCCUCAGCUGGCCUCAUGAGCAGCAAGCAGUAGCAGUAACGAUCUGCACCGCCGCUACCACCACCAUCCCUUCCGUUACAUCCACCACCGCGCGCGUGUCGACUUUGACAACUUCUCUGUUUCGGCAUCUGCACGCUGAGGCCCUACUCUCCUUUAGGUACAGCAAGCAUCACACGCCACCAUUCAGUCUGGCUGCCAAGAGCCGUCGAUCGACUCCUGGCAAAUGCUCGACAAUCCCUGAAACAAAACAAGUACCGUCUACCACGAAUCGAAUAACCGAAUUCCAUCAUCUGUGCAGCCUUCUUGGUGCACUGAGGAGCCCCGAGCCCUCACAUGACGACAAACCCCCCGAAUUCGUUUUUGUCAACCUCCUUCCGACCGAUUCACACUUCUCCUCACGAUGCCCUCCAACUCAAACCACCGGUAUGAGGCUCUUCAAGACCUAGCGCCGAUACCGACGUAUGAUGAGGCCAUGGCCGGGAGCAGCGGACCGACUCAAGAAACCCGAUCCCUGCUGCGAACCCAUCAACGCAGCAACUCGACAGCCACCGAUCCCGACAGCCCAGUCCGGUCGCGCCGACAGAAUGGCAAUAAUUACAGACCACCAACGGUGGAGACGGACGACGAGGACAGUUUAUGGGGUUCGGAUGACGGGGAAGGCGAUGCAGCUCAGGUCAGGAGGGAGAUGCAAGAGUUGGAGAUGGAAGAUGAUGAUGACCAUGCCGUUGGGAGGGGUCGUUCCACGAUAUUCGGGAAACGACUAGGCUUCUCGCUACCACGAUGGAAAUGGAGGUGGCAGAUGCCGCGACUCCGGAUACAACUACCGACCGCCAAUGCGACGACUUCAGGGGCCGGUCCCAGCUCGUCGGAAGAGAGUGGCGGAUCGGGCCAAAGGGCGUCAGACCGGUUACUACCAUUGCGCACACUCUGGGAGCGGAUGCCACCAGUGAAUGCUGCACAGAUUUGUCUCGUGUUUGGUCGCAUCUUUGCAAUCUUCCUGAUCCUUGGAUUCUUGUACUUUGUCUUCAUGAGCGACCUCAUGAGAGGCAUGCGCCGAGUCGGAGAAUACAACCCCGAGUCCGUCCGCACGUGGCUCUUGGUUCACGUGAACCCCAACAACAUCCGAGACCACUUGCAACACUUUACGAGCUAUGCCCACAUGGCCGGCACAGAAGGAGAUUACGCGCUGGCCACAGACGUCAAGAACAGCUUCGCGAGCUACGGCCUUGAGGAUGUCUCGGUGGAGGAGUACUACGUUUACGUCAACUACCCUAAGAAGGAUGGCCGCGCAGUGGAGAUCUUGGAUGGCGACAAGAAAGUGCAGUGGUCGGCAAAAAUUGAAGAGGAGGAGCACGCCGCCGAGUCGGCGGGGAGGCAGACAUACGCCUUCCAUGGCCACUCCAAGAGUGGGGUCGUACAGGGACCACUCAUGUAUGCCAACUAUGGAAGCAGAGAGGACUUCAAGAGGCUGUACGACACGGGCAUCGAUACCAAGGGAGCCAUUGCCCUAGUUAGGCAUUACGGCUCUCAGGAGGAUGUGGGGUUGAAGGUCAAGGCGGCCGAGUUGGCAGGUUUCGCAGGCUGCAUUGUAUACAGCGACCCUAACGAUGACGGCUUCAAAUUGGGCGAGCCCGCGCCCAACGGGAGGUAUAUGCCCGAGGACGGAGUACAGCGUGGUUCGGUAUCAUUGUCGAGCUGGCUUAUGGGAGACCCUUUGUCGCCUGGUUGGGAAAGCACAGGGAAGAUUCCAACUCGAUUGGAGCCGGAAAAGUCAAAGGGGCUCGUGCAAAUCCCCAGUAUCCCGCUCGCAUGGCGGGAUGCUAAAGAACUACUCAAGCGACUGCAAGGCUUUGGUGUCAAAACGCCCGAGGACUGGAUCGGAGGUGUGCCCGACGUGAAAGAGUGGUGGACUGGCAACCUAUCUUCGCCCAUCGUGCGGUUGCGAAACGAGCAAGACGAAGUCAAAAAGAAGGAGAUCUGGAACGUCUACGGGCGAAUCAGUGGAUACGAACAGCAAGCCAAGUCCAUCGUCAUCGGCAACCGUCGCGACUCGAUGGCAUUCGGGGCUGCGGGCCCAGGCUCUGGCACGGCCGUCAUGAUGGAAGUGGCGCGCUUGUUUGCUGAUUUGCGCUCACGUGGAUGGGUCCCCAUGCGGACCAUUGACUUUAUGAGCUGGGAUGGAGGCGAGUUCAACAAUGCCGGCUCGACCGAGUUUGUGGAGAAGAAUCUGGACUCGCUGCGCGCCGAUGCAAUGGCCUAUAUAAACCUCGACGAGGCAGUCACGGGGUCGACUUUUCGUGCGUCAGGCUCGCCCUUCUUCCGUCGCCUAAUCCUUCAAGUGCUGCAUCGAAUCAACGAUCCGAUUGCGAACCAGACUCUGCGGGCAAUAUGGGAUGAGCGCAACAGCAAAUUGGAGGGCCUUGGCUCUGCGUCCGACUACGCAGCCUUCCAGAACAUUGCGGGCACCUCUUCGCUUGACAUCGGCUUUACUGGUGUCGGAAAUGCGCACGGCCGACAUCCCCGUAAGUCAAGCUAUGAUGACUUUGAGUGGAUGCAGCGGCAGGGUGACCCUCAGUUUAUAUACCACACCCUGCUGGCCCAGAUACUAGCCAUGAUCAUCAUCGAGCUCGCAGAUCGACCCAUAAUUCCACUGGAUACGGAUGCGUUUGCCGACAGCCUUUCAGCGUGGGCAGACGAGUUCGUCGAAUGGACCGAGAACAAGGGCGCGCACCAGGAUGGCCACCCUCCCUUUGAGAUCAUGAAGCUGCGCGAAGCAGCCGAGUACCUAGCUGCCGAGACGAGAAAGUUUGGCAAGUGGGAGAUCAAGUGGGAAAACAUGGUGUUGUCGACGAGCUCGUACGAGCCCCUCAUCCUUGGGAGGCAAAGGAUGGAGUUCAACGCUCGCAUGGGCCGGCUGGACUCGAACUUGCUUGAUUUUGAUCAACAUGGCGGAGCACCAAACCGCACCCAGUUCAAGCACGUCUUGUUUGGCCCUCAAUUAUGGAACAGUCGGGAGCCAGGAUAUUUCCCCGCCAUACGUGAUGCAGUUGAGGCGGAAGACUGGAAGACGGCUAGUGAAAGGCUCGAGACGGCCGUCAAGAUCAUGAGGGCGGCGGGUCUUGAACUUGAAUCUCCCUCAUGAAAUUAAAUAUAUACAUAUGCUUCCUUUCUUCUCUUUAUUAUUAUUCUUCUUCUAUGUAUCAUCUUUUAUAUUCUAUUUUACCUUUGCCAUGUGCAAAAAUAAAAAAAGGCGGCUCUCUCUCUCUUUCUCUUACAGAUCUUUCUUUUGGUUCGUGUUUCCUGUCUUUUUUAUCCCCUUGCUCAUAGGGCCGUGAACGUUUGUAAAUAAAGCCAGCCAUGCAGCCUCUCUAUUUUUCUUCUUUCUUUUGUUGUCAAAAUCUUCAACGAGAAGAUAAAGAGAUAGGGAAAGCAAGAUGACCACACACCACCGUUUUAGAGGGGUUGCGAGCGAGGGGGAAAAAAGAUGAUGGUGGGCAUGGGCCGAUGACCAACUGUUUUUUUUUUUUCCUCUUGGUCUUUCUUUUUUUUUUUUUUUCACAACUUGAUAGCAUCGGCAUGGCGUUUUUGAACAUGAAAUGUUUAAACUUU
Molecule: messenger RNA, 3824 nt
Organism: Pyricularia grisea
Lineage: Eukaryota; Fungi; Ascomycota; Sordariomycetes; Magnaporthales; Pyriculariaceae
Exons: 2
Coding region: 616-3357 (913 amino acids)
Molecular function (GO): carboxypeptidase activity
Source: RefSeq, a predicted model, not a curated record